AUGGAGGGGAAGUGUGGGGGGGGAGCAGUGUGGGAGGGGGGCAGUGUGGGAGGGGAGGCAGUGUGGGAGGAGCAGUGUGGGAGAGCAGUGUGGGAGGGGAGGCAGUGUGGGAGGAGCAGUGUGGGAGAGCAGUGUGGGAGGGGAGGCAGUGUGGGAGGGAGCAGUGUGGGAGGGAGAGCAGUGUGGGAGGGAGGUGGUGUAGGGGGCGGUGUAGAGGGGCGGUGGAGGGGAGUGUGGGGGGAGCAGUGUGGGAGGAGCAGUGUGGGAGGGAGAGCAGUGUGGGAGGGAAAGUGUGGGGGGAGCAGUGUGGGAGGAGCAGUAUGGGAGGGGAGCAGUGUGGGAGGAGCAGUGUGGGAGGAGCAGUGUGGGAGGAGCAGUAUGGGGGGGAAGCAGUGUGGGGAGGGAAGGCAGUGUGGGAGGGAAAGUUUGGGAGGAGCAGUGUGGGAGGAGCAGUGUGGGAGGAGCAGUAUUGGGGGGGAGCAGUGUGGGAGGAGCAGUAUGGGGGGAGCAUUGUGGGAGGAGCAGUAUGGGGGGGAGCAGUGUGGGAGGAGCAGUAUGGGGGAGCAGUGUGGGAGGAGCAGUAUGGGGGAGCAGUGUGGGAGGGGAGGCAGUGUGGGAGGGGAGCAGUGUCGGAGGAGAAGUGUGGGAGGAGCAGUGUGGGGGGAGCAGUGUGGGAGGAGCAGUAUGGGGGGAAGCAGUGUGGGAGGGAAGGCAGUGUGGGAGGGAAGGCAGUGUGGGAGGAGCAGUGUGGGAGGAGCAGUGUGGGAGGAGCAGUAUGGGGGGAGCAGUGUGGGAGGGGAUGCAGUGUGGGGGAGCAGCGUGGGAGGAGCAGUGUGGGAGAGCAGUGUGGGAGGGGAUGCAGUGUGGGGGAGCAGUGUGGAAGGAGCAGUGUGGGAGAGCAGUGUGGGAGGGGAAGCAGUGUGGGAGGGGGUGGUGUAG
Molecule: messenger RNA, 939 nt
Organism: Oncorhynchus gorbuscha (pink salmon)
Lineage: Eukaryota; Metazoa; Chordata; Actinopteri; Salmoniformes; Salmonidae
Product: loricrin-like
Exons: 1
Coding region: 1-939 (312 amino acids)
Source: RefSeq, a predicted model, not a curated record